AUGGCCUACGAUCGUGUUAUAUUUCCGCUGCUGGUUUGCGUCCUAUGUUUCGCAUCCUACUGCGCACCCUGCUCGAUGGACGUUGGACAGACGCUGGACCUGAGUCAGUUUGCAGGAAAGUGGUAUUUUAUUGCUGGCACGUCGACGAACCUAAGCUUGAGCAGUUGCGGAUGGUUCCUGGUGAAAGAAACAACGUCCACCGACUUUGUAAUAAGAUUCAGGGGGCAUCGUCAUAAGAGUAACAUUCCUGUCGUUUCUAACAUAGUGGGGAAAGUCGAUGGGAAUAAUAUCGUUACAUACUGGCGUAGGCUAAGAUCGAGAAGGAAAUUAGGGCCAUUUUAUCACGUGAUAAUCUCCGUGAAGUACGAUACGGCUGUUGGUAUGCUGGUCUGCACGGAGACGAAGAGGUAUAUGGAAAACAAGUUGGCUAUGAUUUGGUCCCGAGAGAGGAGCUUGCCUUUGCCGAUCUUGGAGGAACUGAAAUCCAAACUAGGGGCGUACGUUAACCAAGAAAUACGGAUGGCGGAUCACGACAACUGUUAA
Molecule: messenger RNA, 543 nt
Organism: Heterotrigona itama
Lineage: Eukaryota; Metazoa; Arthropoda; Insecta; Hymenoptera; Apidae
Source: the annotation of a GenBank genome assembly